Messenger RNA from Metschnikowia bicuspidata var. bicuspidata NRRL YB-4993, 639 nucleotides. RefSeq lists its product as uncharacterized. The coding region runs from base 1 to 639 and encodes 212 amino acids. Lineage: Eukaryota; Fungi; Ascomycota; Pichiomycetes; Serinales; Metschnikowiaceae. The record is from RefSeq and is a predicted model, not a curated record. The transcript has a single exon.
AUGCAAGCAAAACUAAAAUACACCAACAUCGGCCCAAGGCUCAUGGUUACAAAACCAGUGGCUUCGCCCGUCACCGCGGAAUAUCUCAUGGGUCUUUCUCCUCGCCAAAGACUGACGUGCGUCUAUAAACGAAUGUACAAGCUUCGCUUUAUGGCGGGUGACAGUCAAAGUCAACAAGAGGAAUUCAAGAACUUGCUCAGGCGAAAAUUCCAGAAACAGGACUUCAAUAUUCGGCGCAACAAAUUGCUUGGUCUAGAUGAACAACUACUGGAGCAGUCAAUGGCAAGGAGACUAGCCAACACUUACGCGUUUCUAUUUAAUGCCACCUGCGAACCAGAUAGGACCAUACCCGAAGUGAAUUUCUAUCACGAUUUAGAGGAUGCCCUCAAAAGCAGACAUGAAACAAGUGUUAUACACACUAUGCUUCGAAUGGAGUACGAAACUCCUUCAAUCCUCAAAUACGAUUACGCCUAUAGAUGGGUAGAAGGCGUCAAAGAUUUUUACAAGCUAGCAGACCAAGAACUUCUGAGCAAAGAUUACAACAAACUUGCAGGCUCAAAAAUUGCGCACUUUAUUGGGUUUCUUCAGUACGAAAGAUCAGUUGCUUAUCUUAACGAGUCUCUCACCUUGUGUCUCUAG